Molecule: messenger RNA, 3078 nt
Organism: Anopheles nili
Lineage: Eukaryota; Metazoa; Arthropoda; Insecta; Diptera; Culicidae
Gene: Myc
Exons: 4
Coding region: 1-3078 (1025 amino acids)
Biological process (GO): regulation of transcription by RNA polymerase II
Molecular function (GO): RNA polymerase II cis-regulatory region sequence-specific DNA binding; DNA-binding transcription factor activity, RNA polymerase II-specific; protein dimerization activity
Source: RefSeq, a predicted model, not a curated record
AUGCUUUGCUACUUCGAUACGCAGACGGACAGCUUCAUGAUGUCUUUAGCUGAAAUGUGGCUACCGAUGGAACAGAUCGACGAUACGGAAGAUCCCGAUCUCAACCUGGACAUGGUGCAGGAUGACAUCGUGUGUGGCGUACCCUCCUUCUAUGAUCCCUGUUUGUACCUCGACACCCGCAUAUCCCCGGACCAGAAGCUCCAGAUCCGGCACGAUUGCAUGUGGGCCGGCCACUGCGGGGAUCAGUCACAUCCGGAGAAGAGCAACUGCUGUUGCGGACACAAGCUGGUGCAGCAGCAGCAGCAGCAGCAGCAGCAACAGCCGCAGCAGGCACAGCUACCAACACCUGCGGCAUUCGUGCAGCAACCGUCGAUCGGCACCGGGAUCAAGAGUGAGCCAGAACCGCUCAAGGCGAUCAAAACCGAAUCGACGGUGGCGCCCUCUAGGGGGAUCCUCACGAACGCGGUACCGGUGACAGGUGUCAACAGCAGCAGCCUCGUGAGUCGCACUCCAAUCGCCAUCACCAACGCCAGCGUCGGUACCAAAUCGGUCGGUAUCAUCACCAAUACUACCAGCCUUCUGACACCGUUUAAGGCUACCCAAAGUUCGGCACAAAUCAAAGCCGGAAGCUCGAUUCUCAAACGUCACCAGCAGCAUCAGCAGCACUCGAACGAGAGUGUAGGAGAGCCAGACUGCGCACCGCUGCACCAGCAACACCUGCAACACCCGGAACAGAAGAUUCUCCGGAUACCUCACCUGCCCCGUGGGUCCUUUCUAGCGAAGCGCGAGCAGGAUGUGCUCAGUAUAGCAGCCCAAAACCACGCACGACCAGACACACCGCUCAGCCUCGACGAUGAUCCGCUCGAGUUUAAGCACCCGCAUAUCGACCUGAUGGCGACCUGCACGAUCGGUUCGAACCAGCAACGGUUGCUGCAGCCGACGGCUCCCGCCACCGGUGGGGCGAUGUUCUCCUCACCGGUCUCCACGAGCGGGGUCAGCAGUGGCGGCAACUCCCCAACGAUGACGGCCAGCAGUAGUAGCGGACCACUGUCAGGCGUAGAAUCUCGUCCAAUUGCACCCAGCGAUCGGUUGAGUAAUUGCUGCAACUGCGGCGGUAGCGGCGGUGGUGGUGGUGGUGGUGGUGGUGGUGGCAACAGCAGUAGAAGCGGUGGCCACACGACCUUGUGCUACUUGAACUACCUGCAGGACAGCAGCAGUACGGAUAUGGAGCUGCGCAUAAAGAAGCUCCGCGAGCAGCUGUUGAUGAUUGACGGUUCCGAUCACCUGCAGUUGCUGCAUCACAACACCUACCAUCAAGCGCAGCAACACUUCGAUCGGUCGUGCUCACCGAUAAGCCCGCUGGCGCAGCUGUUGGACGAUCUGCAGGAGAUCGAGAACAGCAGCAACACCCGCAGCUCUCUGUUCGAUGAUCAGCACCUCUCGGGGUCGGGCGCGGGCGGCAAGGGUGCGUCAGGGGACUCCGCUGCGCUGGGAUUGCUGCAGCAGCAACACGCGUCCCAGCAACACGGGCCGCACCAAUCGCAUCAGCAACAGUGCGGCUGGAAUAGUCUCGAUCUGAUGGGUCAGCUGUCACCGGUGGAUGAGCGUAAGCGCCGGUUCCAGGCGCAUCAUCAUAUGCAGCGGGCGAAUCGGGAUCUGAUACGGUUGAGUGAUGACGAGGAUGAUGGAACGGAGUAUGCGGUGAAGCAGCUCGAGGAGGACGAUGACUUCACGACCGUCAGGUUGGAUCUAGACGACGAGGAGGAGGACUACGACGUCGAGGACGAUGAGGAUGAUGAUGAGGAGGAGGAAGAGUACGAUCAAGACGAUGAUGAGGAGGAAGAAGAGGAGGACGAGGAGGAGGAGGAGGAGGAGGAAGAAGACGACGUCGAUAACAGCCCAGAGGAGGAGGAUGAAACGUACACGAUAGCUGGUGGACGUGGAAGAAGCCGAAAUAGAGCCACACGCAACAACCACUAUCAACACCGACGGUCGAUGACUGCGUCACGGUGUUCCUAUCGAUCGCGUGACGUCAUGAAGAAGCAGAAGAAGCAAGCGAAUGGUGACGUUUUGCCGGUUCCGGUGAACGGCGGGAUUGAGUGCAAAUCGUCCUCGUCGGUGAAGAUGAGUGCUGGAGGACAACAGCAGCAGCAGCAGCAGCCCGGAAACACCGGUGCAGGGCAGCUUCCGGCGCAGGAUGGCGUGGGAUCUUCGUACUUCGGUGAUCACAGCUACACGCGCCCGAAGGGUGGUUAUAAUAUGAACGAACUCGGUGUUCAAACGCCAUCCGAUUCCGACGAAGAAAUCGACGUCGUUUCGCUGGGCGAAAAGAACCUCCCAACCAACCCGACGGCGCGUGACUGCCGCCAACUGCAGUCCGAGGUGGCCAGCAAGAUCCGCACCGCAUCCACCCGUGGUGCCUCAAGCCUCACCCAACACCACCAUCCCCACUAUCAACGCCAGCAUCAGCAACACCUCGGAGACGGUCAAAGCUCGGGCGGUGGUAUCUACCCAACACCGGCCGGUUCCACGACCAUCUCCGGUGCCAACACACCCCUACCAACCGGCAGUGGUUGUGGUAGUGCCGCCGCCUCACCACCACCAACCACCUGCAGUGGUUCACCCUCGAGUGGUGGUACCCACGCGAGCUCGAACCGAAAGCGAUCCGGCGGCAAACGGUCCGGUGCCGGCAUGUUCAAGCGCAUGCGGCUUAGUUCCUCGAAGCGCCACGCUGCGGCCACCGGUGCCGGCUCGAGUGGCAGCGAUGAUCCGGCGGCUCAGGCCAUCGCGGACGAGCUGGACACCGCGGAGAAGCGCAACCUGCACAACAACCUCGAGCGGCAGCGGCGCAUUGGGUUGAAGAACCUCUUCGAGGAGCUGAAGCGCCAGAUACCGCAGCUGCGCGAUAAGGACCGCGCGCCCAAGGUGCACAUCCUGCGGGAGGCGGCCGAACUCUGCCGGCGGUUGAACCGGGAAGCCGAGCAGGUGAACGAGCUGCGCCAGCGGCAGGUGAAGCUGUACGAGCGUGUCCGUUACCUGCGCUCUACCAUGCACAGCCAGCGGCAAGGACACGAGUAG